Molecule: messenger RNA, 2182 nt
Organism: Sycon ciliatum
Lineage: Eukaryota; Metazoa; Porifera; Calcarea; Leucosolenida; Sycettidae
Product: actin-related protein 3-like
Exons: 1
Coding region: 81-1346 (421 amino acids)
Biological process (GO): Arp2/3 complex-mediated actin nucleation
Cellular component (GO): actin cortical patch; Arp2/3 protein complex
Molecular function (GO): actin filament binding
Source: RefSeq, a predicted model, not a curated record
UCUAGAGCCGUACUGCUACAAAGAGUGAUGGUCGUUUGGUGCUGUGUCCGUUCUAGCUGGCUAGGUGUUGAACGUUCGCCAUGGCCGCCAGAUUACCCGCGUGUGUGCUUGAUGCUGGCACGGGAUACACCAAGCUGGGUUUUGCUGGCAACACCGAGCCACAGUUCAUCUUCCCAUCGUCCAUAGCCGUCAAAGAAUCAGCUGAAGUCGGCGAUCAACCGGCGAGAAGCGUAACGAAAGGCGUAGACGACUUGGACUUCUACAUCGGCGACGAAGCGACGGAGAAGUCAGGAUACUCGAUCAAAUAUCCGAUCCGCCAUGGUGUCGUGGAGGACUGGGACCUGAUGGAGCGUUUCUAUGAGCAGUGCAUAUUCAAAUACAUGAGAGCAGAGCCGAAGGACCAUUUCUUCCUACUCACGGAGUCUCCGCUAAACUCGCCAGAGAAUCGUGAUUUAACGGCCGAGAUUAUGUUCGAGUCGUUCAAUGUCGCCGGUCUCUACAUCUCUGCCCAGGCUACGCUGGCUUUGGCCGCAUCGUGGACAUCGCGACAUUUAGGAGAUCGGACGUACACAGGAACGGUCAUUGAAUCAGGUGAUGGUGUUACCCACGUUAUCCCAGUGGUUGAGGGCUACGUACUUGACAGCUGCAUCAAGCAUAUUCCCAUCGCUGGCAGGGACAUCACAUAUUUCGUGCAGCAACUGCUGUGUGAUCGAGAGACUGACAUUCCACCUGAGCAAUCACUGGAAACAGCCAAGCUGGUGAAGGAACGCUACGGCUACAUUUGCGCUGACGUGGCCCAAGAGUUUAACAAAUAUGACACGAAGCCGGACAAGUGGAUGAGGAAACACGGCGGUGUUAAUCCCGUCACCAAACAGAAGUGGAGCAUUGAUGUUGGCCACGAGCGCUUCCUCGGACCGGAGAUCCUCUUCCACCCGGAGUUCUUCAAUCCCGACUUCACCAUUCCGAUUUCCGAGACCGUCGAUACUUGCAUCCAGAACUGCCCGAUUGACGUGCGCCGUCCGCUGUACAAGAACAUCGUGCUCAGCGGCGGCUCGACCAUAUUCAGGGACUUUGGCCGCCGUCUGCAGCGUGACGUUAAGCGGGUGGUGGAUGCGCGCCAGCGCCUGAGCGAGAAGCUGAGCGACAGCCGCAUCAAGCACAAGCCGAUGGAUGUGAAUGUGAUCACGCAUCACAUGCAGCACUACGCGGUCUGGUUCGGCGGCUCAAUGCUGGCCAGCUCUCAGGAGUUCUAUCAGGUGUGCCACACAAAGAAGGACUACGACGAAAAGGGCCCGGUCAUCACGCGCCACAACCCGAUCUUGAUAGAACUUCCCGUGUCUCUCUAGACGUCCCAUUGUACAGCCACUCAACCAGCGGAGGAACGGUUACUACCAAUAUCGCUUUUUCAAGGUUGGUUGGGCAUAUUAUCACCAACUCCUUCCAAUGCUACUUUGUACCCGCAGCCUGGUUCGCUAUCCGGGUACGAGUGUCCCCCGCUUAGUAGGUGACGAUUCUCUGCGUACGUCAUGUGCUUGCCUGUGUUUGUGCGUUUCUGUGCAUAUUUUACCCAAUUUUCCGGACUGCACCAUUUUCCCAUACCAGUGUGCAUACCGUAUGUAACAAAGUCAUCUAUAUAGUGGUUACGUUUUUGCCGGCACCUGGAGCCGCUUUUUUGAUUUUCCAACUUCUAGUACAAGUAGUUGUUGUUGCACAGCAGGCAGGCAUAGUGGGAUGGUCUAAGACCAUGAUUGAGAAACAGAGGGUACCAGGUUCAAGUCCUGCUUGGAAGCGGAAGGAUUUUUCCAGCCGUGCUGCGACCCACAGAUAAUUGCGCGCCCAUGGUGCUCGCACUGCAGCCACAACCCGUGGCCAAGUCUCUGCUGCUCUUGUUCUGCCCCCCGCUAACACCCGAUAUGGCUUUCGUGCAAUUUCUUAUUAACCCACAUGCAUGCACGCAUACACACAAUAAAACUUAAAACAACCAAAACAUCAAUAUGCACAUUUAUCCAGACACGCUCUCACAUACACACGCACGCAUGUGCGUGCCAAACGUACAAAACGUGGACGCGUGUACACCAAGCAGAUAGAAUACAAGGAAGUGGGGUUUGCCAUAGUUUUUUUUUCUCAAUUUUGUCUGAUAAAUAUUUACGAGACUUUGCAUCGAGCGACACCGUGGAUAACA